Molecule: messenger RNA, 1549 nt
Organism: Aspergillus glaucus CBS 516.65
Lineage: Eukaryota; Fungi; Ascomycota; Eurotiomycetes; Eurotiales; Aspergillaceae
Exons: 2
Coding region: 424-1410 (328 amino acids)
Molecular function (GO): nucleic acid binding
Source: RefSeq, a predicted model, not a curated record
CACAUCUAUCAAAUAUCGCACUGAAAAUCUGGUUUGAAACCACCUAUAAUCAGUCAAUCAACCCAUCCUCUGUAUCCCGAAUCAUUUCAUCCGAUUCCGCCUCCUUUGAUGAAGCCACCAACCGCCACCAAGAGAAGCGACGACGUACCGAGAACUGGCCAGAAUUAGAGAAGGCUAUCUUUGAGUGGACUCAACGUGCAGAGGAGCAUAUAUCAAUAUCUCAGGAGGUUAUACGGGAGAAAGCAAGGCAAUAUUGGCAAACUAUCUAUCCAGGAAGGGAGAUGCCUUCUUUCAGCAAUGGCUGGCUCCGUGGCUUUCAAUCACGCUGGAGUAUUCAACAGAAUAUACAGUAUGGUGAAGCUGGUAGUCUCUCCCAAGAUGCUGGUGCUGAGAUGGCUAGAAUCUGCCAAGUUUUAAGCACCUAUGCACCUCAAGAUAUCUAUAAUUGCGAUGAGACAAGCCUAUAUUGGAGGAAGAUCCCCAACCGGAGUUUAUCAACACGCUCACUUCCUGGAUGAAAGAAAGAUAAAGCAAGAAUUAGCUGCAAGAAGGCCAAAGGCUUUUGUGACUGCUGGAAUCAAUAUUGAAAAUCUUGGAUGUGUUUGGCGGAGCAAUAAAAAGGCCUGGAUGACUGGAGAGAUCUUUAAAGAAUGGCUUAUAUGGUUUGACAAGAAGAUGGCUGGAAGAAAGGUUGUUCUUCUUUUGGACAACUUCUCUGCGCAUGAGGCUGCAUUCAGAGAUAUAGGGCCACAGCUGCAGAAUACUCUAGUCAUCUGGCUUCCUUGCAACUCAACCACACGAUAUCAACCUCUAGACCAGGGAAUUAUCCAGACUUGGAAAGCAUACUGGCGCCGGCAAUGGGUUCUUUUCAUGAUGGAUCAAUUUGAUAAAGGAUAUGAUCCUUUGUCAACUAUGACAAUCCUUCAGGCUGUCCGAUGGGCUAUUUCAGCAUGGAAUCUGGAUUUGGCAGAGGAUACCAUUCAGAACUGCUUUAAAAAGGCUUUUUCCUCUGAGGAUACAAGAGAAAUACACUGUCAGGCAGUUAUCAAUGAGAUUACUUGCGGAAUUCAGCAACUGCAGGUGUCAAAUAACAUCCAUGAUGCCAUGGAUAUACACCAGUUCCUAAAUCCAGAAGAAGAGAAGGUUGACGACAGCUUAGCAACUGCAGAUGAUCUAAUUCUAAGCCAGUUUUCAUCUGCAAGCAUGCCAGAAGAAGAGGAGGAAGAGGAAGAAAACUAUGAGUCUCUUCCACAGAUAUCUAUAACAGAUGCUUUGGAGAGUCUAUAUAAACUCCGGCUUUUCGAGGAGCAGCAGGUGGAUGGAAAUAAGGCCUUAAUCCAGCAACUUCUCUUCCAUGAGAGGACCCUUUUGAGAAAGAAGGUUAGCAGACAGCAGCAGAGUGAUAUAUGAGACUUCUUUUGUAAUUAGAUGACGUCUAUAUAUAUAUUUAUGGCAGCAAGCUCGUAUAAUCCGAUAUAAGCAAUACUCCGUUAUAAGCAAUUUCCGCGACCUGCCGAAAUAGUUGCUUAUAACGGGGUUUUACAGUAUA